AUGUCCAAGAAUGAUUCUCAAGUUGUGGAUUUAAACGUUGGUGGUCGACAUCUGACAACCUCCCUCUCCACCCUCGCCAAGUACCCGGACUCCAUGUUGGCCGCCAUGUUAAGUGGAAGGCAUCCAGUAGCCAAGGACAAAGAUGGCCGCUACUUCAUCGAUGUGGAUGGAGAUGUGUUUGUUCAUAUCCUCAACUUUCUGAGAUUCGGGAAAAUGCCUCCACCCGAAAGAGCAUCAGAGGCUUUGAGAGACAACUGGAAACGGGGAAUAGCCGGUUACGACGACUGCCUGAAUCAGUUGCUGGAAGGCCUCAUGGCAAGUCGGUAUCACAGUGGUGUCUUGUACAUACAGUUCUCGGAUUCCUCUCAAUACGUGUUCACUCUGUGCAAGGUGGCUGGUAUUCCUGAGGGGCAUCAGGUCAUCAACGUCAAAUACACCUCCUCCACAACGUAUGGGACCAAUCUUGUCCAUUUCCUCAAUGAGGAUCUGAAGCGUAUCGGUGUUCACCUUCAGCCGGGGGACUUCCGACCAGAACCAAAGUGUGGUUGUCGCGUGGCUUUGCGGUACAUGAUAAAACUUGAGUAA
This is a messenger RNA of Haliotis rufescens (red abalone), 585 nucleotides long. Its product is annotated as FH protein interacting protein FIP2-like. The coding region runs from base 1 to 585 and encodes 194 amino acids. Lineage: Eukaryota; Metazoa; Mollusca; Gastropoda; Lepetellida; Haliotidae. The transcript is spliced from 3 exons. Gene Ontology annotation, biological process: protein homooligomerization. The record is from RefSeq and is a predicted model, not a curated record.